GUCCUGUCCUGUCUAUUCGCGAGUCCGAUCGGCGAUCGAGUACGCCAUGAGCCAAAUCUUGUAAGAGGGAGUGUGAUUUGUUUUCAAUUUUACCAAAAUAUCAAGACUUUUUGUUUGAAAAUGUCAUCAGCUGGUUCCAGCGGGUCGGGCCGUGGCAGAGGCGGUCAGGCCGCAGUGGGCGACCAAAAGGAAGCUAAAGAGAGCAAACCAAACCCAAAAAUGUCAAAAGCCCUUGGUACUUCUGCCAAGAGGAUUCAGAAAGAGCUGGCUGAAAUCACCUUGGAUCCUCCACCAAAUUGCAGUGCUGGGCCCAAAGCUGAGAAUUUCUAUGAGUGGGUGUCUACUAUCUUGGGGCCUCCUGGAUCUGUAUAUGAAGGAGGUGUGUUUUUCCUGGACAUACAUUUUUCUCCUGAGUACCCCUUCAAGCCUCCAAAGGUUACUUUCCGUACUAGGAUCUACCACUGCAACAUCAACAGUCAGGGGGUGAUUUGUCUAGAUAUUUUGAAGGACAACUGGUCACCAGCUCUAACUAUCUCUAAAGUUCUACUGUCAAUUUGUUCCCUGCUUACAGAUUGCAACCCAGCUGAUCCACUGGUUGGAAGCAUAGCCACUCAAUACCUGCAAAAUAGAGAAGAGCAUGACCGCAUUGCACGAUUGUGGACCAAGCGUUAUGCUACGUGA
Molecule: messenger RNA, 681 nt
Organism: Phaedon cochleariae (mustard beetle)
Lineage: Eukaryota; Metazoa; Arthropoda; Insecta; Coleoptera; Chrysomelidae
Source: the annotation of a GenBank genome assembly